This is a messenger RNA of Dreissena polymorpha, 1510 nucleotides long. RefSeq lists its product as uncharacterized. The transcript has 10 exons. Bases 97 to 1248 code for a protein of 383 amino acids. The record is from RefSeq and is a predicted model, not a curated record. Lineage: Eukaryota; Metazoa; Mollusca; Bivalvia; Myida; Dreissenidae.
UCGUGCGCCGUGUCAGUUGUGAUCUGCAUUUCGCGGCGCAGAGGUCAGUGGAGAGAGCUAGAUAUUUCUCGAGAGAGAAGGACAAGAAAAGGCAACAUGGCGAUAGAAAAGAAAGUUGAAACUCCGUUGUCAUCGUCGUUUUUCAAGGAAAUAAACGGCCUUCCAGUUAUCCAAGUCGCCGGUGACAUUUAUUCCAGUGCAAAGAAACGUUACUGGCUUCUAAGCACUGGGCUGACGGCCGCGGAACAUGGACUGUCCGGUCUGUUCGGACGACUUUCCUACACGCUUGGUAUCGCCCAGCGAGUGGAUGAAUUGGCAGGAGAAAGUGUGUGUCGGCUGAAGGAGAAAUAUCCCAGCCUGCACCAGUCACCGGAAGAGUUGAAGUCAAAGGCGUCGAGCAGCUUCCGGUCAGCGGUCAGGUUUGCGGUGAAGACGCCGCCAGGCCGACUGCUCGUCAGCGGUCUUGACUUAGUUAUCGGAGCUACAGAUUCCGCCGCAGCCCUCUUGAACACUAGGGACAAGUGGGACAGAAAGUGCAGUCCGCGACCAAUUGAUGAUCAAAAAGAUGAACUUUCCGAUGAAGGGGGUGCUGAAAAAAAACCGUCGGACAAAAGUUUACAAACCUCGCCGGCCUUUCCAAAGAGCGUAGUUUUCAAUAUAAGGUGUUACGUUCGGGAUUUCCUGACAUAUGUGGUAAACCGCUUGAAGUACGUGCGCCGCUACAUUUGUGGCCGUAAGAAGCGGAUCAGCAGGGGGUCCAUGUCCCCAGACAAGGAGAGGGAAAUCGAGGCUAGGCGGAAGGUGUCCCCCCGGAAGAAGGUCUCCGCCUCCCUGCUCGGACGACUGACCCAGAAGACGUUCCGCCUGCUGGGGCUAGAUUCCACCGGACGCAUUGGACUCGACGGUAAAAGUUCCCUGGUGGCCGGAAGUGCAGACGCAGAGAAGAAGCGGAAGCACGACGAGAUCGUGUCUGAAGACGGCAGCGACGACGACCUGGCAAACUUCGACUACGACAACUACAACUCUGAAGACGACCCGGACUACGAGCCGACCCAAACAGAAGAGACAGACGAGACGCUGUCUGACCUUUCAGCAGAGAGUGACCUUGAAGUUGAGGAAAAAGAUGGAAACUUUCAACUUAAAGAGAAAACAGAGCAAAAACGAGAGAGCGAUGAAGAGGCGCCGUACCCUAAACCAGAAGACGACGAGCGUGUUCAACCCGACUGUGAGCAGAUACGUAUGGGUUAGCAGUAUGUUCCACUGUUCGUGUGCUGACUAAACAACCGUGAUCUCGUGAACUUUUUUCAAUGCGUGCUUUAUUUUGGAAUCAUAUGUUUGAUAACUCGUGUAAUGUGCUAUCUGUGUUCUAAAAUAUUUUGGAUUCAGUACAUACUGUUCGGGUGUACAUUUGGACACGUUAUAACAAUAUUUUCAGCUUGUUUGCGCAAUAUAAUAUGUAAAAGUUUACCUACAAAUUUUUCCCAAUAUGCGAAUAAACACGUAAAACUAA